AUGCCACUAUCAGGCUCUGCAUCGGCUUUGCCGUCCUUUCGGAAGCAACAUCUCCUUGUCGAGUUCUCGCGCCUUCGCUAUGCCCAACUUGAUGGCGUUUUCCUGAGCAUCACGCCUGGCGACCCAUCACUGUGGGUCGGUGUGAUCUUCGUGCGAAAAGGACCAUAUGCGCCUGCAGUCUUACGCUUCCAAAUCUCCUUUCCACCAAGCUAUCCUGCCAUACCCCCCCUCGUGACCUUUUCCACCGAUGUCUUUCACCCCUUGCUCACGCCGCUUACCACGUACACGUACACGACUGGAUCUGCUGAGUCGGAUACCGUAAGUGCUACGGAUGAGGAGCGCCUGCCCCCGGGUGGAUUCAGUCUGCGACACGGCUUCCCACACUGGUUUGGACGAACUCGAUCCUCUGUGCCCGAUUCUCGUCACCCCAGUGGCUCUGCCUUGGCCAGUCCCGCACGUUCCGACUUCAAUGUCACCUUGGGUGCUCCUCCUGGCGCGGCCCGCUCGACAGAGGAAAUAUCCAUUGUGCGCAUGAUAGAGUACAUACGUUCCACCUUCAGUGAUGAGUCAAUCUUGGACUCGCUUCCGCUCGAUGCCGCUGCCAAUCCAGGAGCCUAUCACGCGUGGCGGGCCCAUCGUGCUCCUGUUCUGCGAGCUCAGCAAUCUCCACCCACAGAGCCUAGCCCAGAGCUGCCGGUAACUGACAAGUCAGAAAGCACAAAUGCGCUAGGCCCAAACAGGCGCCCUGGAGAAUGGAAUUGGGAGGGUGUGUGGGAGGAGCGUGUGAGAAAAGCAGUCAAGGCUAGUCUCUCUGAGCCUGUACUCUUUGGCACAGGCGCCGGAGAAGACAUUAUUCGCUUCCGUGAGGCAGACGAGGAAAUGCAGGAGAAAAUGAAGAUGCACCUAGAGAUGGCUGCCGCUCGUACUGCUGAAGUAUAA
Messenger RNA from Bipolaris victoriae FI3, 939 nucleotides. RefSeq lists its product as hypothetical. The transcript is spliced from 4 exons. Bases 1 to 939 code for a protein of 312 amino acids. Lineage: Eukaryota; Fungi; Ascomycota; Dothideomycetes; Pleosporales; Pleosporaceae. The record is from RefSeq and is a predicted model, not a curated record.